ACAGUGGUCAAUCAAUUCUGGGUCGCUUUAGGAAGCUGCCAUGCAAUUUCCUUCCUCCAAAUCACGUUUUACUUAUUAAUAUUUCAUUUUCUUUACAUUUUCCCAAACAAAUAUAGCUUUCAUCGCUUUUACCUGUAUUUAAGCUCUUCAAUCUUCGUUAACUUCCUUUUGAAACUAUGGCGACCACUAAAGUUUCCAAAGCUUCCAAAUGGUUCUCAAACAAGACUCUUAGGUUAAGCCUUCACCGCCGUCGAUCCAAGUCUUCUAGCUCCUCCACCUUCACCUCUCCUGCUUCAUCACCUUCCUCUCCUUGUGAAAGACCCAAAAGGCCUCACCAAGUGGACGAGAUGAAACAAGUGUUUCGCUAUUUCGAUGGCGAUGAUGAUGGGAAAAUCUCGGCUCUCGAACUUAGGGCAUGCUUCGGCUCCAUCGGAGAGUACAUGUCACAUGAAGAUGCUCAAAUGGUGAUCAACGAACUAGAUUCCGACGGGGAUAGCAUGUUGGACUAUGAAGAUUUCUUGAAGCUAAUGAAAAUAGAAAAGCGGGAUGAUGAUGAUGAUCUGAAGAAAGCGUUCGAGAUGUUCGAGUUGGAGAAAGGUUCGGGUUGCAUAACUCCCAGAGGGUUGCAAAAGAUGUUGAAUCGCCUUGGGGAUGCAAAGUCUUAUGAUGAAUGUGUCGCCAUGAUUCAGGUUUAUGAUAUCGAUGGUAAUGGGGUGCUUGAUUUUCAUGAGUUCCACCAAAUGAUGGCUUAAUUUGAUAGGACACUCGUACCUUUAAUUUGGGCUUAAGCAAAUAUCAAUAUUAAGUGUCUCACCAACUUAGUUAUUAUUAACAGCUAUGAAUGUACCAAGUACUUAAUUUAGUGGCAAAAAUACUAAGUUGCCAAGCAUGAGGUUCAAUUCUAAAAAAUUUCGUCUAUUAUUUGAAAAAAAUGUCGAAUUUAUAAAAGUAAAUUGUAAUGAUGAGUAUAUUCUAAAUAACCAACAAAAAUUAUUAAACUUGAUCUCAUGAUUAACUCUAAUAUUACAAU
Molecule: messenger RNA, 1030 nt
Organism: Gossypium arboreum
Lineage: Eukaryota; Viridiplantae; Streptophyta; Magnoliopsida; Malvales; Malvaceae
Product: probable calcium-binding protein CML41
Exons: 1
Coding region: 177-752 (191 amino acids)
Molecular function (GO): calcium ion binding; enzyme regulator activity
Source: RefSeq, a predicted model, not a curated record